UAUUCCGGAGAAGAGCGCGUGCGCAACUGAGCGGCGGAAUUAAGCCGAUUUUUACCAUCACAAAAACGGUCAGCCUUCAAUAAAUAACAGAAACCUAUCUACAAUAACGCCAGCAUUCCAUGGUGUUUGAGCCCCGCCUGUUUUGGUGUGAAGCUGUCCACUAUAAAAGCAGAAUCAGAAACCUUUUCAUAUUUGAAAGAUGGCAGACACAGAGCAAAGGGAUCCACCUCUGCCCCCUCAGGCUGGGCCUGUGCAAUUCCUGUUGAGUAAUAAGCUGGAAACGGCUAUGUGGCUGUCACGGCUGUUCACUGUCUACUGCUCCAUCAUGUUCAUUUUGCCCCUGCUUGGGCCCCAAGCAUCUGCUAAUUUCUAUCAGAGGGCAUUGCUGGCAAACGCCUUGACCAGUGCGCUGCGUCUGCAUCAGAGGCUGCCUCACUUUCAGCUAAGCAGAGCCUUCCUGGCCCAGGCCUUACAGGAGGACAGCUGCCACUAUCUCCUAUACUCCCUCAUCCUUGUCAACUCCUACCCUAUCACAAUGAGCAUAUUUCCUGUGUUCCUCUUCUCACUUCUCCAUGCCACCACCUACUCUAAAAAUGUCCUUGAUACUUUGGGCCCCAACAGCCUUAUUUUUGUGAGGAACUUUCUGAACAAGCUCACUGCCAAUCAGCAAAACAUCCUCAAGUUUAUCGCCUGCAAUGAGAUCUUCUUGAUGCCUGCCACAGUCUUCAUGCUCUUCAGUGGCCAGGGCAGUUUACUUCAGCCAUUCAUCUAUUAUCGGUUUCUCACUUUACGCUAUGCCUCCCGGCGCAACCCGUAUUGCCGGACUCUAUUCACUGAGCUAAGGAUCUUACUGGAGCAUUUUGUGAUGAAGCCCAGCUGCCCUUCUUUCUUUAGGAGGAUGUGCCUCAACAGCAUUGCCUUCAUUAGCCGCCUUGCCCCCACUGGGGUCUAACUGCUCUCUCUGAACAUUCACACGCUUGCAUACACACUACACACGUACAUACCUGUCCUAUAACAGUUCACAGACUGGGACAGUUUCAAGAUGGACUUAAAAGCAAGAUGGCAAAGUCUGAUCUCUCAGAGAUGGAUGUCCUCCUUUGCACGGAAGGAAUUUGCUAUAUUUGGAGAGACUCCAUCUGACAGUUUGCAUCCAAAAAACAAAAACAGCCAGAAGAUGCAUCUCUGUGCACAGUUGUCUGUAAAGGUGAUGCAACAUUUUUUUUAUCAGUUUAGUGAAGCAUUUAUAUUGAUACUCAUUUUCUGGAGUAGGAAAAGACCCUUUGAGAUAUUUAAACUUAACUGAUAGGUUAAAUAGAGCUCUUAUUAACUUGUCUUUCUAAUGAGAUCAUGCCACACUUGGAAAGAUUUUUUGCAUUAUUAUAUUUGUCUGUCCUUUUAGUUUGAUUCCAUAUUUUUAUGUUCUUGCCUAAGCAUUGUUUUUAUUUUGUCUUGUACUGGAUUACCUUAAUCUUAAUGUGACCUGCCCCCAUGCAUUUCUGAUUAGUUGACUAGGAUGUUGCUGUUGAUUUUGAUUUUUUUCUAUGUUAACAGGCUGAUCAGAUGACUGAGGUAUUGGCAGAAAUCAUUCUAUCCAAUCUAGACAUCUGUUGCCCUGUAAUAAACUGUUUAAUGCCUUCAAAGCUAUUUAUUUCAAUGGCAAGUUGCAAAGAUGAACACAAUUUGAGAAUUUGUUAGUUAUUUGCUUGUUCAAGGCAUGUUGUCGCUAUUAUAUUUAUUGCCUCUGUUUAUAACCAUGGCCUGUGUAGAAUAAUAAAAUCUAUGAUCAAAGAUUAAAUUAAAACUAACAUUUAAGUUGAGCUGCUACUGAACAUUAGAGGAAUUUAUUAACAUAAUUAAUUGAGAAAUUUCCCCAGAUAGGUGGAAGCAUGCAUUGAACUCCUUGGAUGACCCAGUGAAACAAACUGUAUUUUUUAUUAUUUUUAUGUUAAAGUGUGUAGUAAAUUGUGAUUCUAGUCACAAUUGUAACCAGUGGGAAACUUGUUGAAAAUGGUCAGUUAAAAUGUCUGCAUUCUUAUUAAGGCUGGAUUCUUAAGGCCUUCGUAAUCGCAAACAAUAAAGGACCAAUAAACAAUUUUUACUAACAGAAAUCUGUUUGCCCACCGGUCACAACUGUGACCACAGGUACGUUUACUUGUCCUGUAACCAUGAUUUAUUAAUCAAAAGAGCAAUCUUAUUAAUCAAUAAUAGACCCUUUAAAAUUAUGUAUCUACCCUUUAUAAAUAUGGUAGUUUCAUGUGUGCAAAGCAGUGUCGCCAUGCUCCUUUAAAGGCACUUAAAUUUUGGAACCAUAAAUUCAAGGCUUGAGAAGUCUGAAAAAUAACCGUGAAAGUGCUUCAAUGGAUGAUUUUAAUCAGAUAAAACGGUAAUUGCAAUGUAACCUUUGGUGAUUAUUAAGCUGUAAAAUACUUCAAAAUGUAUGUAUAGCAUCACUCUCUUAUGCUUGUAGUGCAUUACACAUACUCCAGAGCGCUCAUAAAAUUGUGUUUUCAUCUGUUUCAGGGCAGUUCAGUGGUCGAUAAAUGAGUUCUCGUUCUCAAAAUAGAUGUACUUGGAGUUUAGUAAGCAAUUUUAUCACACUAAAUCAUGUUUACAUUUUGUGGCUAUACUUUUGAAAUGGCGAGUAUUUUAAUGUUUACACAUUUGACCCUUUCACUUCUGUUGUAAGUGCCUCACUUUAAACCUAGAAUUUAAAAAAUUACCCUUAUUUUUGAGCCCCACACCUGUUAGCUCAAAAUAUUCACUGCAAGAAUAUUUGCACAGAAAAGGGCAAUAAAAUAUAUACUGUACAUGUACACUCACAAGCCACUUUAUUAGGUACUUCUGUACAUCUACUUAGUCAUGCGAUUAUCUAAACAGCUAAUUGUGAGGCAGCAGUGUAAUGUAUAAAAUCAUGCAGAUAUGGGUCAAGAGCUUCAGUUAAUUUUCACAUCAACCAUCAGAAUGGGGAAAAAAUGUAUUUAGUGAUUUCGACCGUAGCAUUAUUGUUAGUGUCAGAUGUGCUGGUUUGAGUAUUUCUAUACUGCUGAUAAAUAAACUUCAAUUGGUUCAAAAUGCAGCAGCCAGAGUGCUGACUAGAAUCAUGAACUUUGAUCAUAUUAGCCCCGUUACAUUGGCUACCUGUUCAAUUUCAUAUGCAUUUUAAAAUUCUAUUAACUACAUAGAAAGCUAUGAAUGGUCUAGCUCCGCAGUACUUAAGUGGCCUUCUACCGCACCAGAUUCCAUCACGUUCAAUACGAUCGCAAAACUCUGGCCUCUUAACAGUUCCUAGAAUAUAAAAAUCCACAAAAGGAGGUAGAUCCUUUUCCUAAUUGGCUCCUAAAUUAUGGAAUAAUCUCCCUAGCACUGUUCGGGAUGCAGACACACUAAAGACUCAUCUAUUUAGCCAGGCAUGCACCUAAUUUAUAAUUCACCACACAAUUAGGCUGCUUUAGUUAGGUUUUCCGAAACCUGAAACAUUGAUCAAGAUCUAUAACUCUGCAAAAAAUGUAAUGCCAUCUACGCUAAUAUGGUUCUAAUUGUUUCCUUAUCUGGACCUCGGGACAUCUAUCCCGAGGUCACCAGAACCGGCCGGAUCCAGCUCCAUUCCUGCUUGGUUUUGGACUCCACUGCUACAUGAUGACAAAAUGCAGCUGGUACCAGCCAGACAUCACUUCAGUCUAUUACGAUGAACUACAGAUGAUGAACUGAUCCCAGCUCCAACCAUAAGACAUGGGAUAAUUAAUAUGCCAUUGCCUGAAUGUUGGAUUUAGUAUAGACCUCACUGAAAUUACCUGGCAGUUGAACUGCAUUGAUCUUUGACUGCAUCAUCUCGGUCUAAUGAGCCCUGGGCCCCAUGGCCUCUGCAAAAGUGGUCACCCUGCUGGUACUACUGCGGGUGAGACCACUUCAGUGCUGGCUUAGAAUGAAGGUACCCCAUUAUUCAUGGCGACAAGAAAAAGGAAGGUAGCUCUGCUGUUAAUCAGUGUUUCAAACUGUCCACGCUCUUUAACUCUACCCUUUUGUCCAUCUUCAUCCCUAGAUGAACCCAUGCAGUUGAGAAGCACCUGACUCUCAAAAACUCAACAGAACUAUAAUAUUCUAGCCAGAGCUUUUGGAAAAAGUGAAGGCUCAUCCAGAGCGAAGAGUGUGUUGAGGCAGACCACUCUUGAUGGUCAACCCCUUGGCGUUAGUACAGUCUGCUUUGGGGAGUAUGCAGGAUGUGUCAUUCUGCAAAGAGCUGAGUGAGAGUCAAGUGUAUGAACUUGUCUAGUUGUGAGUUUUCAAAGAAGAGGUGAACUGAGGAACAGUGGCAUGACACGUACAAGUCCUUUAUGCUUUCAUCUAAUGGUGGGGUCUUCAGUAUUGGAUGUGGUCUCCUUUCUGUCAAAUGCAGUCUUUGUUCAAUUGAGUGUUGGAGAAGGUCAGGAACUGGAACAAGAUUUCAUGGGUGGAUCUCAAACAUAAAAUUAUUGAAAGAAAGGGAGCAGGAAGGGGAUCUUAAACGGCCGUACGGAUGAUCCAAGCUCCAGAGAAGAAGCACACAUCUCUGACUGAGUGAGCAGGUUGCUGGGUCAGACAAUACCCAUUAAUCACUUUCACCUUUUCACCUUCAUUAAAAGCCUAGCAUAAUUAAGACA
This is a messenger RNA of Xyrauchen texanus (razorback sucker), 4637 nucleotides long. Its product is annotated as transmembrane protein 33-like. Gene Ontology annotation, biological process: endoplasmic reticulum tubular network organization; membrane organization. The coding region runs from base 200 to 952 and encodes 250 amino acids. The transcript has 9 exons. NCBI's taxonomy places the organism in Eukaryota, Metazoa, Chordata, Actinopteri, Cypriniformes, Catostomidae. Gene Ontology annotation, cellular component: endoplasmic reticulum; membrane. The record is from RefSeq and is a predicted model, not a curated record.